CAAACACGCGCACACAUACACACCCUCCUCUCGCCAUGUUCGAGCCCAGAAGAAGCCAUGUGGCUGAGUGGUUAAGGGCCGCUUGGAGGAAGCGCUCGCUCCGUAGGGGAAGGGCGGCCUCCGUGCCCUGUGGACCUUCAGAAUCCAUUGGCUGGUCCUGCUAGGACAGCUCACACCCUUCCGGAAUCUUCUGGACACCCUCCCUCAGUGUGUGUGGGCUAUGGCAGCCAGCAAGCCCAAGGGGCAGAAUUCACUGGCCCUACACAAGGUGAUAAUGGUGGGGAGUGGAGGGGUGGGCAAGUCUGCCCUCACACUGCAGUUCAUGUAUGACGAGUUUGUGGAGGAUUAUGAACCAACCAAAGCAGAUAGCUACAGGAAGAAGGUGGUCCUGGAUGGGGAGGAGGUCCAGAUCGACAUCCUGGACACAGCUGGCCAGGAGGACUACGCAGCCAUUCGGGACAAUUAUUUCCGCAGCGGAGAGGGCUUCCUCUGCGUCUUCUCCAUCACCGAACCCGAGUCGUUUGCUGCCACCGCGGACUUCAGGGAGCAGAUCCUUCGGGUGAAGGAGGAUGAGAAUGUGCCGUUCCUCUUGGUGGGGAACAAGUCGGACCUGGAGGACCGUCGGCAGGUGAGCUUUGAAGAGGCAAAGUCCCGGGGCGAGCGGUGGGGCAUCACCUAUGUGGAAACUUCUGCCAAGACACGUGCCAAUGUUGACAAGGUGUUCUUUGACCUAAUGAGAGAGGUUCGCGCGAGGAAGGUGGAAGAGAGCAAAGAGAAUGGAAAGAAUAGCAAAAGCUUGUUUCGGAGGAUCCGCGAAAGAUGCUGUGUUUUAUAGUGGCUUGAGACCCCUGACCUUUCCUCUUUUCCCAAGUAUCUUGUCUGUGCUUCUCCCACUUUGUUCUCCCUCAGCAAGCCCAACACCCAGUGCUUAUGAGUGACACUUUGCAUCGUGAUUGUUGGAAGAUGCUUUAGGGAGGCGCUCAAUAUUGAUACAUUUACAAUAAUUUAUUGCCUAAUGGUGUAGUGUCUAAUUCUUCAACAUGGAUUUAAUUCGUAAUAUCAAAAAGGUGUGAAAGAUCCUAUUCCGUACGUUGAUCAGUUCUCACCUGCCAUCAUUGCGAUUCCAACUAACUGAAAUGCAACUGAACUAGAUGAGAGCAGCUUUGGAAAAAAGGACUUAAAUUGAGAGACAAAUUGGAACGAGUGACACGUGAUUUUUGUUACAGCUACCCCCCCGCCCCCA
Messenger RNA from Scleropages formosus (Asian bonytongue), 1243 nucleotides. RefSeq names its product ras-related protein Ral-A-like. Bases 221 to 835 code for a protein of 204 amino acids. The transcript is spliced from 5 exons. Gene Ontology annotation, biological process: signal transduction. The record is from RefSeq and is a predicted model, not a curated record. Gene Ontology annotation, cellular component: membrane. NCBI's taxonomy places the organism in Eukaryota, Metazoa, Chordata, Actinopteri, Osteoglossiformes, Osteoglossidae. Gene Ontology annotation, molecular function: GTP binding; GTPase activity.